AUGAUUUCUCCAGUGAUAGCGGAGAUUAAAUUACAAGAUCUUUUGGAUCACACAGCUUCCAGAAUAUUGCUGGUUCAAGAGGAUGUAUUUGACCAAAUUUCGUUGGACAAUAUUUCCCAAGAAUUAAAUCUAAUAUUAAAGUGGGGCUGCGAUGGCAGUACGGGGCAUAGUCAGUAUAAGCAAGUAUUACCUGAGGGUUUCAGUGACUCUGACAUUUUUAUUACUUCACUUGUGCCCCUACAAUUAAGUGGUAAAAAUACAGAUAGGUCGGAGUCUGUUUUAUGGCAAAAUCCUCGACCGUCUCCUGUAAGAUACUGCAGACCGAUAAAAAUUCAGUUCAAGAAAGAAGCUGCAGAACUUUCCCAAGAAGAAAUUCGUUGUAUCGAAGAACAAAUUAAAAAUCUGAUACCAUAUGAAGUGAAUAUUAAAGGAAAACUAUUUUCAGUAAAGUUUUUCGAGUGCCUGUUGCAUGUUUCCUAUCGAUUACCAUUACCAUGGCAGGCCCGAGGAAGUGAUAAAGACAUGUUAAAGGCUAGGAAAAUGAAAGUUCAGCAGCAGCUGAGGCAAGAACUAGGACUACUAGUCGACCAAGUGAAACCUGGAGGAAGCGGAACAACAAAUGACGGUAACACAGCAAGCAAAUUUUUUAAAUACCCAGAUAUUGCUGCCCGUAUAACUGGUAUUAAUUACAGUUUAAUUAAACGUUUUGAAACAAUUCUACAAGCAUUGUCAUCGGGAUACAAGAAUGAUAUUAAAAACUUUGAUCGCUAUGCAAAAGAUACAGCCCGUUUGUUUAUACAAGAGUAUUCAUGGUUUUAUAUGCCUGUGAGUAUGCACAAAAUUUUAAUUCAUGGUUCUUCUAUAAUUGACCAUGCAAUUUUGCCAAUCGGACAACUGUCUGAGGAGACACAAGAAUGCACAAACAAGGAACUUAAAAUGUUUCGAAGAGGUCAUACUAGGAGAACAUCCAGAGAAAAUACAGUAGAAGAUUUAUUGAACUGCCUUCUUGUUUCUUCAGAUCCCUUUAUUACUAGCUUGCGAAAAUUGCAUAAAAAACAGAGUGGCCAUCUCAGUAAAGAAGUUUUAGACGUGCUUUGUGCUCCUGAAGAAGUCGGCUCCGCUUCAGAAGAUAUAGAACAAAGUGUGCGACAAAUAUUAUCUUCUAAUAAUAAUAGUUCUACUGACAGUGACUAA
This is a messenger RNA of Psylliodes chrysocephalus, 1194 nucleotides long. The record is from the annotation of a GenBank genome assembly. Lineage: Eukaryota; Metazoa; Arthropoda; Insecta; Coleoptera; Chrysomelidae.